GAGGGUUGAUGACGUCAACAUUCGGACUCCAUGGCGGCUCGGCGGCGGGGGACGAGCAGCGGCAGGCGGGCGCGAGCUUCUGUAGCAUUAAAUGAAACUAAAAGAGUUAAUAAUGGCAACACAGCUACAAAAGACCCUCCUCCUGCCAAGAAAUCUCGAAGAUGCCAGAGUCAGGGGGUGAAAAAGGAGCCUGUGGCUGGAGGAAAGGCUGAUAAGAACAGGACAGAAGACAAGCAAGAGUCUGUGAAGACCUUGCUGUUAAAGGGCAAAGCACCUGUGGACCCGGAGUGCACAGACAAGGUGGGGAAGGCCCAUGUGUACUGUGAAGGGAAUGAUGUCUAUGAUGUCAUGCUAAAUCAGACCAAUCUUCAAUUCAACAACAACAAGUACUAUGUGAUUCAACUGUUAGAAGAUGAUGCCCAGAGGAACUUCAGUGUUUGGAUGAGAUGGGGCCGAGUUGGGAAAACAGGGCAGCACAGCUUGGUGGCUUGUUCAGGGGAUCUCAACAAGGCCAAGGAAAUCUUUCAGAAGAAAUUCCUUGACAAAACAAAAAACAAUUGGGAGGAUCGUGAGAAGUUUGAGAAGGUGCCUGGAAAAUAUGAUAUGCUACAGAUGGACUAUACCACCAAUACUCAGAGUGAAGAGGAAGCAAAAAAAGAGGAAUCUCUUAAAUCCUCCGUGAAACCCGAGUCACAGCUAGAUCUUCGUGUCCAGGAGCUGAUAAAGUUGAUCUGUAAUGUCCAGGCCAUGGAAGAGAUGAUGGUAGAAAUGAAAUAUGAUACCAAGAAAGCCCCACUUGGGAAGCUGACAGUGGCACAAAUCAGGGCAGGUUACCAGUCUCUUAAGAAGAUCGAGGAUUGUAUUCGGGCUGGCCAGCAUGGACGAGCUCUCGUGGAAGCAUGCAAUGAAUUCUAUACCAGGAUCCCACAUGACUUUGGACUCCGUACCCCUCCAUUAAUCCGGACAGAGAAAGAACUGUCAGACAAAGUACAGCUACUAGAGGCUUUGGGAGACAUUGAAAUUGCCAUUAAACUGGUAAAGACAGAGCUGCAAAGCCAGGAACACCCAUUGGACCAACACUAUAGAAAACUACGUUGUGCCUUGCACCCUCUAGACCAUGAAAGUUAUGAGUUCAAAGUGAUUUCCCAGUACCUACAGUCUACUCAUGCUCCCACACACACUGACUAUACCAUGACCUUGCUGGAUGUUUUUGAAGUAGAGAAGGAGGGUGAGAAAGAAGCCUUCAGAGAGGACCUUCAUAACAGGAUGCUGCUAUGGCAUGGUUCCAGGCUGAGUAACUGGGUGGGAAUCCUGAGCCAUGGGCUUCGAAUUGCCCCACCUGAAGCUCCCAUCACAGGUUACAUGUUUGGAAAAGGAAUCUACUUUGCCGACAUGUCUUCCAAGAGUGCCAAUUACUGCUUUGCCUCUCGCCUAAAGGACACUGGACUGCUGCUCUUAUCAGAGGUAGCUCUAGGUCAGUGUAAUGAGCUACUAGAGGCCAAUCCUGAGGCAGAAGGAUUACUUCAGGGCAAACAUAGCACCAAGGGGCUGGGCAAGAUGGCUCCCAGUCCUGCCUCCUUCACCACGCUGAAUGGGAGUACAGUGCCCUUAGGACCAGCAAGUGACACAGGAAUUCUGAAUCCAGAGGGUUAUACUCUCAAUUACAAUGAAUUUAUUGUCUACAGCCCCAAUCAGGUCCGUAUGCGAUACCUUCUAAAGGUUCAAUUUAAUUUCCUGCAGCUGUGGUGAAUGUUGAUAUUAAAUAAACCAGAGAAGACAUGAUCUACAAGCAAGAAAAUAGGCAAUGCUGUACUUUUGAAUUUUCUGAUAUUUUAUGUAAUAAAAAUAGUACGAAUCUACCACUGGCUUCUUUGGGCU
Molecule: messenger RNA, 1878 nt
Organism: Diceros bicornis minor
Lineage: Eukaryota; Metazoa; Chordata; Mammalia; Perissodactyla; Rhinocerotidae
Gene: PARP2
Product: poly(ADP-ribose) polymerase 2
Exons: 16
Coding region: 31-1749 (572 amino acids)
Molecular function (GO): NAD+ poly-ADP-ribosyltransferase activity
Source: RefSeq, a predicted model, not a curated record